Messenger RNA from Talaromyces marneffei, 807 nucleotides. RefSeq lists its product as uncharacterized. The record is from RefSeq and is a predicted model, not a curated record. The transcript has a single exon. Bases 1 to 807 code for a protein of 268 amino acids. NCBI's taxonomy places the organism in Eukaryota, Fungi, Ascomycota, Eurotiomycetes, Eurotiales, Trichocomaceae.
AUGUCGCUCACUUUGCUUGUUGCCUUACUGCUGAGCGGUUCUGGACUGGGGGCCUUGACGUUCCCUGCCACCGUCGAAGUCGACCUUGUGUUCCCGCGCAACGAUACCUACGCACCAAACCCUCUCCUGCCGAUUGUUUUCGCUAUCCAACACAGUCAAUAUGCGCCAUACCUCAAUCCUUCUAUUCAAUUCUCCAUCUCGAGCGUCACCAACGUCUCCGACGAGAUCAUGUCUUCAUUCACGGAUUUCCCCUCGUUAAACUCUUCAAGCAGUGACCCGAACUUUAGUUGGGCCGCUACUUCCAAACUAAAUGGCAUUGACGGCCAAUGGUGGCUCACCUGGUCCUUGUUUAUAAACAACUGUUCUGUGGACCCAGAACCAAUCUCACCCUACAGCACCAUUCAAAGCCAGGAAAAUAGGCUCACCUUGACGAAAAGCAUCAUCUUCACGACCCGAAACGGCGCGCAACCGCCGGAUCUCGUCGCUGCUUCAGCCAAUAGCGCCUGUGCGGGCACUAACGAGAGCUUUGCUUUCGAUAUGACGGGGACAAUGGAAGUUGUGAACUCAGACGGUCGAAGUUCCUGUGCUGUGCUUUCGCCUAUUACGCCAACUGUGAACCCUUGCGGUGCCGCUAUGAACUCAGCGGCUGCGUCAAACGUUUCCGCCUCUAUCACAUCUACUGCCUGCAUUCUCCAAGUACCAUCUGUGACAUGUCCGGCCACCCAUCAAAGCUCAGCUAGGAAGGACGUUUUGGUUUCUGGCUGGUGGUUGGCAUGCUUACUCUUAGCUGCAUUCGAGUAUCUCUAG